CUGACCGUCUAAACCGACGCGGUCUGGAGUCAGUCCCCGACAUCGUUUCCCUUUUAUUCCAAUAAAGGCUGGUAACCUGCCUACGUUUCCCCGCCGCCGAACCGAUAAUUAAUACAAAUCUGGGGCGCGACCACAACUCGACGAUGCCUAAGAGAAAGGUCGAAGUAGGAUCCAAUGACGCGACCCCUCAUAUCCUGCCUAAGCGAAAACGCGUACGAUCAUCCCAAGUAUCAGAGGCACUAAAUACGGAUGUCCCUAGUUGUGUGGCUGCCUCACCAGAAAAGAGGUUAGCGCGAUUUAAGCCUCAUUGCCCCCAGAAUAUCUUAGAUAGGGUCGAUCGAGUGAUGAGUCAAAGGUUCUUUUUGGUUCACCGAGAGAGAAAUGGAGGCGAGCUUUGCGAGAAGUUUCAUGUUCUCGGUUCCACCGGCAAUGUCUAUGAAGUUACCAUUGAUAAAGUGCCGGCAUGUACCUGCCCCGACGCGAACAAAGGAAACCACUGCAAGCACAUUUUGUUCAUCUUCCUUAAAGUAUUGAACGUGCCGAUGACUUCUCCGCAUUAUUAUCAGAAGGCACUCCUCACAGAUGAGUUACGAGAAAUAUUCGAGGCAGCGCCAGCCAAUCCGACAGUCAUAGCAUCCCAGAGAGUCAGAGAUGCAUAUGCAGUUGCCAAAGGGUCAGCGGUACCACCGAAGGUUGAAGGUUCCGACAUGAAAAGAAAAGACCCUAAUGGAGAGGACUGUGCCAUUUGUUAUGAACGCAUCGAGGGCAAUAUUGUUGAACUGGAGAAGGUACUCGUAUGGUGCGAUACUUGCCAAAAUGCCGUACACAAGGAAUGCUUCGGCCAAUGGUCGGCAACCGCACAAAGCUCAGGAUCGAAGCUGACGUGUGUGUAUUGUCGUACCCCGUGGCCGGAAAGUACGGCCGCAGGGACGUCCAAGGAAGGCAUUGAUGCGUGUGAGGGAGUGUAUAUGAAUCUUGCUGGUGUUGCAGGACUUAGUAUGGAAAGGGACACUACUUCAUAUUACCGCGGACGCCAUGGCACGGCAUCCUGGAAGCGUUAUGGAUGGCACUAAGCCGAUGCAUUAAUCCCGUGUUACAAUAUGAUUAGAUUUUAAAACGAAGGACGUCUCGCGACCAGGAUAGAAACUAAUAUGCAUGCCAAGGAAG
Cantharellus anzutake is the source of this 1167-nucleotide messenger RNA. RefSeq lists its product as uncharacterized. Bases 144 to 1073 code for a protein of 309 amino acids. The record is from RefSeq and is a predicted model, not a curated record. NCBI's taxonomy places the organism in Eukaryota, Fungi, Basidiomycota, Agaricomycetes, Cantharellales, Hydnaceae. Gene Ontology annotation, molecular function: ubiquitin protein ligase activity; zinc ion binding. The transcript has 8 exons.